Histoplasma mississippiense is the source of this 1167-nucleotide messenger RNA. RefSeq lists its product with no specific name. Gene Ontology annotation, biological process: double-strand break repair via homologous recombination. Bases 1 to 1167 code for a protein of 388 amino acids. Lineage: Eukaryota; Fungi; Ascomycota; Eurotiomycetes; Onygenales; Ajellomycetaceae. Gene Ontology annotation, molecular function: 3'-5' DNA helicase activity; four-way junction helicase activity; nucleic acid binding. The record is from RefSeq and is a predicted model, not a curated record. Gene Ontology annotation, cellular component: chromosome; cytoplasm. The transcript has a single exon.
AUGGCCAAGGGGGAUCGAAGAAAACGCGCAAGUCAGCUACAACAGCGGCUUCAAAAGCCAUCAUUAAAGCAAAUACUUUCAAUGAACAUUGAAGAUAUGCCACAACUUGUCAUGAGCUAUGCCGGACCAGAUAGUAUCGACAAGCAACAGGAUGUUAUUCAGUAUUGUCUUCAACGAAUACUUCAAGGCCCGCGUCCAGAUCCUGAGUGUACUCUUCAGCCACGCAUAGAACAAGUCCGUAUACUUCGGCGCAUGAUAUAUGGAUAUAGCGACACUUUAUUCAUUGCCAGAACUGGCUAUGGAAAGAGCCUUAUUCUUCAAUCCUAUACAAUUCUGACAGGAAAGAUAACCAUUCAACUGGUUCCUCUAAACAAGCUUGGUGAUCAGCAAACAAGAGAUAUAGCACGGUUUCCCGGUGCCAAUCCUUGUCUGGUCAGUGCUGAUAAUCUCCAGGGGCAAGAAGACUUACUCAAACGCAUUCAACAAGGUGAGUAUACACAUAUACUGCUCAGUCCAGAGCAAGCUCUUUGCAAGCGAUUUCAGCAUGUUCUUCAAGACCCUACUUUACAAGAAAAGAUUGGGCUUGUAGCUAUCGAUGAGUGUCAUCUUGUCACACAGUGGAGUCAAUUCCGUAGUCAGUUUGCCAGGCUGGGGCAUCUGAGAUUGCUUCUUCGUGAGGAUAUUGUCUGGUUUGGCUGUUCCGCAACCCUCAGCAGUAAAGCUGAAGAUAUCAUUCUUCAAGAGGCUGGAUUUCGUUCUAUUGGUGUAAACCCACGGCAGACUCAGGUUAUUCGAACUUCCAUUAACCGUCCUGAUAUCUUUAUCGGCGUACAUCCGAUUCCACGCGGUAAACUUGUAUCCUAUGAUAUGUUAUAUUUUUUAUUGAACGAGGCCAUUGAUACAGAUGGAAAGAUCAUACCUCAACACAUUUUAAAGACCAUUGUCUUUAUUGACAGUCAUGUCAAGGUUCAACAAGCAGUGCAAUAUUUCCGAUCAAUACUUCUUCAGAUCUGUCAGAAUAACAGGCAGAAUGUCAACAAUACUGACACCUCUUUCAUCAAUGACACCAUUCAGCAUUUCACAUCUCGAGUGUCUGAAGUGGAUCAGAAUAUUCGCUUCGAGGAGUUCAUGAAACCUAAGUCAAUGGUAUCCAGAUCAGAAUCGUGA